Sinocyclocheilus anshuiensis is the source of this 1134-nucleotide messenger RNA. Its product is annotated as G1/S-specific cyclin-D2-like. The record is from RefSeq and is a predicted model, not a curated record. NCBI's taxonomy places the organism in Eukaryota, Metazoa, Chordata, Actinopteri, Cypriniformes, Cyprinidae. The coding region runs from base 224 to 1111 and encodes 295 amino acids. The transcript has 4 exons.
UUUUUCAUCAGCAGUCACCCUUUCACUCAGAGGAUAUAUAAGCGGACCGAAGAGAGAAGGCAGCUGAGAAACGCACACAGACACUCACUCACCAGCACACAUUUAAAUCCAAGCACUUUCAAGAGGGCAAGGACGUUUGCACAAGCUCUUUUACUCGGGACCAAGACUUCUGAGACACACUUGGGACAGCUUCAGUAUUGGAUCACAUCUGCUGGCAGGAGUGAUGUCUGUGUCUCUGUGGUGUGAGGAGGAAGAGGGCCAGGACAAGACUCAGUCUUCGGUCCGAGCCCCAUGGGACCCCAGCGCCUCCGGACUGAGGGUUAUUCAGAGACUUCUGCAGUCAGAGGAGAGAUACCUGCCAUCUCCUCUCUACAUCUCUCUCAUCCAGAGAGAACCACAGCGCAGAGAGGAACUGGCCAAGUGGACCAUGGAGGUGUGCUGUGAAUGUGACUGCGAUGAGUCUGUAUUUCCCCUGGCUGUCUCACUGUUGGAUCGAUAUCUGUCGGCCACUCUAUCCCUGCCUGUCUCUCCAUCAUGUCUGGCUGCAGCUUGUGUUCUGGUGGCCUCAAAACUGACAGAAAGUGACACAGUUAGUGCAGAUGCACUCUGUGCGGCAGCAGAGUACGACUUUCUCUCAUCAAACCUGCGGGAAGUGGAGCGUGUGGUCCUGGCGACUCUGCGGUGGGAUGUGGCAGCAGUGACCCCUCAGGACUUUAUCCCACACUUCCUGCGCACGCUCGGGGAACUCAAGGAUCGUGACGUGCAUACAGGAGACUUUGUCGCAACGCUGCGGCGCCACAGCGAUACACUUGUUGCCAUGUGUGUGUGUGACUCACGCUUUCUGGGAACACCUCCAUCACUGGUUGCAGCGGCUGCACUGAACUCUGCCCUGCGGGGUUUAAGAGCCAAGAGUGCGGGAGAGCUGAGUGUCAUGACCUCUGCCCUGGCCACACUCUGUCAGACUGAUGUGGCGGUGCUGCAGUGCUGCACUGAGCUGAUAGAGGGAGCUCUCAGGGAGAGACUGAGGAACGGAGCACACGAGGAGAAAGAUGAUGAUAUUGAAGAUGAAAGAGCCAGCACACCCACAGACCUAAGAGAAAUAGACUUUUAAUGCAGGGUUAAUUAUGAUAUUUA